AUGGCAAACACUGGAAUCUUCAUCGACGUCGCGGGACUCACCUUCCAGAGUGGCUCCACAACAAGCGUCACCUCUGCCGAGUUUCACUACUCCUACGAGUCUGGAGCGGAAAUCGUCUUCUCUAUCGGCAGCCUGAUCCUCGGUAAAAGCACCGGCAAGGUUGUCACCACGGCUUUGGACUUGGUACCUGCCGAUACGGCUGCGUUUCAUCCUAGUCUGGUUAACCGAGCCAGAUUGCUUUUCAGCCUGAGCUCGGGCCAGGGAUUCGAGAAGCCCAUCAUCAUAGAUCAGACGGUGGAAGCCGUCGUUAGUAAAUACGCAUCUGAGAUUGACCUCGAUUCUGAACGGCUUUCGGACCUGGACGAGCCCCUCAGUAAGAUCUGCUCCGAGCUCAACUUGCGACCUAAGUCUGUCCCGCAUACACGGAACCAUUUGCGUCGUCUCUAUGCGGGCUUCAAAGUCCUCCGUGAUCUUGUGAUCCCUACGCCUGAUGAAGGCUCGGUCUUAGCCGACGUCUAUCUGCCUCUGCAGCCUAACAAGAAGUUCCCAGUUCUCCUUGGCUGCACGCUCUAUGGCCGACGCGUACCAUGGGGUGGACCAGAUAUCAACGAUCAGGAUGAUAUUCUGCGAUUCGAGCGCGCAGAAGACGAGUGGCACUCAACUGCAGCUGGGAACGAACUCAACCUCUUCGAUCUAGGUCCAUGGUCACAGUUCUUCACCACACAACGGGGCUUUGAGAAUAUUGCCACCUUUAACACCUUCAGCUACGUCCCAUACGGCUAUGCAAUGGUCAGGAUCGACCCCAGGGGCGUCUCGCAGACCCCGGGUAAGCGAUGGGUCCCUGGACAACUCGCUGGCGACUUUUAUGCCGCUGUUGAAUGGUGCGCCGAGCAACCCUGGAGCAAUGGAACUUCCGCUCUCGUAGGAAGUUCAUACGGAGCAAACACGCAAUGGGCGACAGCUGAAUUACAACCCAAGGGUUUGAAGUGCAUUGUACCAUAUGGCACCGACAUUGACUCAUACCGUGAGGCUGCCUACAUCGGUGGCAUUCCUUCUACUCGCUAUCUCCAAAACUGGUUCGCCCGAGUUCGUGGUGUAUCACCAAAAUGGGAUGAUCAGAUGGACGUCGAGCAGAUGAUGAAAAGCAAUCCAACAUACAAUGCAAUGUGGGCUAUGCUAGACUCUAAGCCCGAUAGAUCUGUCAACAUUCCCUGCUUCGUAGCUGCGUCGCAGAUCUUCAUGAUCCACGGGCGUGGUGCGUACGAGGCAUGGAUGGUUCGCCAGCCUGAUAACACGCAUCUUCAACUGGUCGACUCCAACUACUACUCGUGGGGGAGCCGAGAGGCGUCUGUCAAGAUCAUCCAGUUCCUCAAUCACCACUUGAAGUCGAAAGAAUGUGCUGCCCCAGAACCAGUUGGAAUCCAGAUGAGGUUAGGCAACCAAGAUUGGUACUGGAGAAAGGAACAGAACUGGCCUGUCCCAGGAACACAGUAUAGGAAGUGGCAUCUCACCACAGCCAAAGAACUGAGUGAAACGCCACCAGUGAAUACGACAGAGACUCGAUUAGAAUACCCGUCACGAUGUCCUCAACAGGGGAAAUCGGGUGUCAGCUUCCACUCGGCUCCGUUUCAAGAAGACGUCGAGUUUGCUGGUCACUUCGUUGCUGUGCUGAGCGUUUGCUCAACGGCCCCUGACGCAGAUGUCGCCGUACUUCUCUGGGCCGUCGACGAGUCAGGCCAAGUCGUCGCUUAUGGUGCCAGCAGCUCGGCGCCAGAGCCCCUGGCCAAGGGUUUCCUUCGUGUCAGUCACCGAAAGACGGACCCUGUAAAGUCUCUGCCAUGGCGGCCGUGGCACACGCACACUGCCGAAGAUCUGGCGCCACUUCAAGGCAUCGACGACGUGGUCCAGGUGGAUGUGGAGAUCCUACCUACCGCGGCGCGGAUCCGGAAAGGCUGGACACUGCGCGUGGAUAUUUGUCCAUCGGAAGAGCAACCAGAUAUUCCUGGUUAUGAAGGGCCCCAGAUGCGGCUUUGGUAUGGUGAGACGUGCGAGGGGGAGGCCACUGACGCCAUUCAUGUGGGAGGAAGCAGGGUUAACUAUAUCCAGUGUCCUGUUGUGCCUAAGAUGGAGGGUUUUAGCAAGUGUAUGAUUUGA
This is a messenger RNA of Fusarium redolens, 2154 nucleotides long. Its product is annotated as Alpha/Beta hydrolase protein. Bases 1 to 2154 code for a protein of 717 amino acids. NCBI's taxonomy places the organism in Eukaryota, Fungi, Ascomycota, Sordariomycetes, Hypocreales, Nectriaceae. The record is from RefSeq and is a predicted model, not a curated record. Gene Ontology annotation, molecular function: dipeptidyl-peptidase activity. The transcript has 3 exons.